AUGAUAAACUUCGAUGCCUUCCCCAUGGCCUCGGUGUGGUUGGAGCCGGUGUGUGGGGUCUCGUGUGGGCGUGGGUCCGUCAUCAGCCUCUCCUGGGUGCCGUCGGUCUCUCCUGCUGCUCCCAGAGACUCCUCGCUUCGCGGUCAGGCGAGGUCAGACAGUUGUGCCUUGGCUGCACUGACGGGGCUCGGUGCUGUGGGGUCUCCCCGGUCUGCAGGUCUGCUGGGAAACAUGUCUAUCCUUUGGGGGAAUGCCUCAGCCACAAGAACGAAUGGCAGCCUCUCUACAACCGACAUAACUCCCACAAACCUGGCCCUUGCCACCUUCAUCUUAGUAUCCUUCCUGGUGGGGACAUCGAUCAACGGGCUCUUCCUUUGGAUACUAGGAGUGAAGAUGAAGAGAACAGUGAAUACCCUCUGGUUCCUCCAUCUGAUUUUCAUUUACUUCAGCGCCUGCUUGGUCCUACUUUUCUUUGCUAUCACCCACUUCCUCAACUCCCACUGGGUCUUUGGCAGAAUUCUGUGCAAGGUCAUCAACUCCCUCGCUUCACUGGGGAUAUUCACCUCAGUAUUUCUCCUCACCAUCAUCAGCCUGGACCGCUACCUCCUCAUCCGCCACCCUAUCUGGUCCCAGCAUAACCGCACCGUUUCCCGGGCACGAUGGGUGACUGCAGGAGCGUGGCUCACUUCCCUCACUCUGACCGCUCCCUACCUGGCUUUCAGGGAGCCGCGAGUAGUAGAGAAUGGCAGAAUCGAUUGUCUCUACAAUUAUGCUCUCUCCAAUGACUGGGAUGGUCAUGGAAUGGAUGCCCUGAGGGAUCACGUUCACUUGGCUCUCUUUGUGGUUCAGUUCCUGCUGGGUUUCUUGGUUCCCUUCUGCAUUAUCAUGGGUUGCUACUGUGGGAUGGGAUGGGAAAUGAAGAAGAAAGGGUUGACAAAGAACAGGAAGCCUUUCAGAGUCUUGGUGGUUGCCGUGGCCUCCUUCUUCAUCUGCUGGCUUCCCUACCACCUCUACUUUGCUUUGCUUUUGCUUCCAGGCAUGCCUGAAGUAGUAUUACGAGUUCUGUAUAUCUUUGGGGCAAUUGGGGUGUGUUUCAAUAUUUGUUUCACCCCCGUUCUCUAUCUUUUUGUUGGGGAGAAAUUCCAGCAAGUCUUCAAGAUGUCCCUUGUAGUUCUGUUCAACAAAAGUUUUGCGAAUGUUUUCUUCGUAUCCGAGGAAGACGAUAACACAGGAGUGACCCCAGACCCGUGCCAAUAG
Gekko japonicus is the source of this 1257-nucleotide messenger RNA. RefSeq names its product probable G-protein coupled receptor 33. The transcript is spliced from 2 exons. Gene Ontology annotation, biological process: inflammatory response; complement receptor mediated signaling pathway; phospholipase C-activating G protein-coupled receptor signaling pathway. Bases 1 to 1257 code for a protein of 418 amino acids. The record is from RefSeq and is a predicted model, not a curated record. Gene Ontology annotation, molecular function: G protein-coupled receptor activity; complement receptor activity. NCBI's taxonomy places the organism in Eukaryota, Metazoa, Chordata, Lepidosauria, Squamata, Gekkonidae. Gene Ontology annotation, cellular component: plasma membrane.